Molecule: messenger RNA, 588 nt
Organism: Mesorhabditis spiculigera
Lineage: Eukaryota; Metazoa; Nematoda; Chromadorea; Rhabditida; Rhabditidae
Source: the annotation of a GenBank genome assembly
AUGGUUAUUCGUGGUAUCGCAGAUGCCAAUGCUCAUAUUGUUCGUCAAUAUAGCAUGAAUCCUGAGAAGAAAAGCUCAGCUUUGGCUCGGCUUAGCGGGGUUGUUGGAAUGGGAUCAACCCUCGGUUUUUUAAUGGCUAGCCAACUUCCGAAAAUCUCUUAUAUUCCGAUGAGCAUCUUCCUAUUCUCUUCUCAUGUAUUAUGCGGCAUCUUGAUGGCGAUAAUCACCAGACAGCCGCAGAUGCCACUUACGGGUGCGCGUACUAAAGAAAGGUGUUUUUUCUUGGCUAUAAGGGGUGUGACGUUCACACGAACAUUAGGAUUAUACCUCAUCGCAUCUGUCGCUUCAUAUUUGGCGGUGAUUGGAUGCCAUCAAAUCCUUUUCCUAUACCUCAAGCUCAAAUUCGCCUGGGAUGCCGGCCAAUUUGGUUAUCUUAAAGCGGGCAGCCGAUUGACCGCCACUAUUAUGGUCGAGUCCUGGCUGUACAUGCCUCUCUUGAGAGUGUCGCUCAGCUUUUUGCGUCUGCCAUUUUCCACCCACUCCUCCCCUUGUCUGCAAAAUUCGGGUUUCCUUCACUGCCGUUUUACA